This is a messenger RNA of Penicillium roqueforti, 573 nucleotides long. RefSeq names its product ribosomal eL24 family protein. Bases 1 to 573 code for a protein of 190 amino acids. The transcript is spliced from 2 exons. NCBI's taxonomy places the organism in Eukaryota, Fungi, Ascomycota, Eurotiomycetes, Eurotiales, Aspergillaceae. Gene Ontology annotation, cellular component: nucleolus. Gene Ontology annotation, biological process: ribosomal large subunit biogenesis. The record is from RefSeq and is a predicted model, not a curated record.
AUGCGUGUUGAAACUUGUCACUUCUGUUCCCGCCCGGCUUUCCCGAGUAAGGGAAUCACAUUCGUCCGCAACGAUGCCCGACAAUUUCGUUUCUGUCGGUCCAAGUGCCACAAGAACUUCAAGAUGAAGCGUCAGCCCCGCAAGCUUAAGUGGACCAAGACUCACCGUGCCUCCCGCGGAAAGGAAAUGAUCGUGGAUUCGUCGCUUGUUCUGUCCCAGUUCGCCAAGAAGAGAAACGUCCCCGUCAAGUACGACCGCAAUCUCAUGGCUGCUACCAUCACUGCCAUGGAGAGAGUCGAGGAGAUCAGAGCCCGCCGCGAGCGUGUAUUCACGAAACGCCGCCUGGCCGGAAAAACCUCCCGCGAGCGCCAGCGCGAGGCGGACCGCAAGGUCGUCAACGAGGGCGAGCACCUCAUCCGGAAGGAACUCCGGGAGCGCGAGGAGGGUCUCCCCAUGGUGGCCGAGCAGAGCAAGGUUUCCAACAGAGUUCACGGCGAGGAGAGAGUUCGCCAGAAGCAGAAGAGCAAGCUUUUGGUGGAUGGUGGAGUGGAGGAGCAGAUGGAUAUCGACUAA